Molecule: messenger RNA, 2069 nt
Organism: Cherax quadricarinatus
Lineage: Eukaryota; Metazoa; Arthropoda; Malacostraca; Decapoda; Parastacidae
Cellular component (GO): extracellular region
Molecular function (GO): peptidase inhibitor activity
Source: RefSeq, a predicted model, not a curated record
GGAAAAUGCCUCAGUUGCCGGUGGUCACCUGAGGGAGCGAGACGCUGUCCUCCGUCACUUUGGAUGAGCCAUCACCAGCAGUACACGUCAUCCCUCGUCACCUGCCUCAAGUCUCCUCUACAGAAAUACCAGCCACAGCCUUACCAGCAGACGUGUCAGCCAUCCCUGACUGCAGUGCAGAAACAAAGAUGAAGUACCUGCUCCUGUUCGUUGUGUUGUGUGGGAUUAUGAUUCUGACCGGAGCAACAUCUCCGCCCUUCAUACCUGUACCUCCCAACCCGUCUCUGUCCGUGUGUCCACCCAGAAACUCGGGUGGCUUCUUGACCCAUAAACGAUGUGAGAGAGAUGAGCAGUGUGGCCCUAACAAGUACUGCUGUCAGGUGUUUGCUAUUAAGGCCUGUAUGGGAAGAUACCAACACUCACAAUCGUCUUCCUGCCCUCCUCCUGACCCGUUCCUCAGCUGCUUCGUAUUCAACCACCAGUGUAACAACGAUGACGAGUGUAGGAAGAACGGUCAUCAUGGCCACUGUUGCCUGGAACCAAGAUGUGGUAGACACUGUGUAGUCACUGACGCCUCAACAUAAUAUCCGUAUUUAGCAAAACAAUUAUUUUUAUUAGCUUCUCGCCGUGAAUUCCAUCCACUAAAAGACUAUACAAUCAAAAGUACUGUUCAAUUAACCUAAAAUAGAGGCCCUGGACAAAUGUACCGUAUUCUUGUCUUGGUUGUAUUUUCAUGUGGGUUCGUUAGUACUACAUACUUAGUGUUCAGUAAACAUAGGGUUGGUUUUUUUGGUACCUCUACCGUCCCUGAAAACUGUAAACAUCACAAUUCACAUUGAGACUAUUCCCCCCCCCCCCAGUGCAGUCACUGCCUUUUCUUAAAAUACAAGGAGAGUGGUUUUCCCUCUGAAUCCCUUCAUAUAUUUUCUACUUUAAUAUCAGGUGUAAAUCCAAUAGAAAACUAAAACGCAUGCCUGCUGGAUGCUCAUGACCUGACCAAUCUAAGCCUUCUCCCAAAUUCUCGUCCCUUCUUGAAUACUUCUUACCGUCUACCCAGGAGUUAUCCACUUUCUUUUUUGGUCAGAAUGUUCCUUUCUAAACCACCAAACUAUCUCAACAUUAUGGACUCUCAAAAUUCUACAUUUCACACAGUUCUAAUUUGUGCUUGAUCCUAGUGGGUUUAGCGCUUCUUUGAUUAUAAUCUAAUUUGUGCACCUUAUUCACGUACAUUAAUCUCCAAUGCCAUCUCUGCCGCCCCGCAUCCGUAUAAGCAUAACUACCACUAUACCUUGGUUCAUUAUUACCUGUUCCUUCCCACUGAAACGAAAAAUUUCCAACAAUUCCACAUCCUACUUACCUUUCCUCUCCUGUCGAAAUAGCCACUCUCGUAUAUCUACAUAUAUUUACUCUCCCAUAAUCUGAAUGGUUGUGUAUGUAUGUCGUUUUGUGGGUGGGAAGGGGUUAAUUUCAGUUCUAAGAGUAAGUCGAGAUAAUGCUUGCUCUGUAAACAAAUGAACCACCGGCAAGGCGAAGCGUCCUAAUUUGAAAUUCGUGUCGUAAAAAGGCGACUAGAAACCACACCCCCGGCCGGGAUUGAACCCGCGGUCAUAGUCUCAAAACUCCAGCCCGUCGCGACGGGCUGGAGUUUUGAGACUCUAUGACCGCGGGUUCAAUCCCGGCCGGGGGUAUGGUUUGUUUGCAAUCGUGACAUUACGAUUUCUUGAGUCAGGCGACUAGAAUGCCUGGAGCAAGAGGCUAAACAGUCUUAUUAAUAAAAAAAAUAACGUGGGAUGUUUGAAUGCGCGUGGAUGUAGUACAGAAGAAAAGAAAAAUGAAUAUUCAUGUUAUGAAAAAGCUUGUCCCAGCUCUAAGCGAAAAGGUAAGAUAAGAGGGAAUUUCAGUGAGGAAAAGUAAAUGUUGGUUAAAUCAGAUACACGAGAGAAUUGAAGUUAAGGAACUAUGGAGGCCUGGUCAUGGACUGGGCCGCGGGGGCGUUGGUCCCCUGAAAAAUCCUCCAGGUAUGAAAGGUAGUGUUUAAAGAAUUGCAUGUACAAGAAUGGUAUACAAUA